Molecule: messenger RNA, 2019 nt
Organism: Centruroides sculpturatus (bark scorpion)
Lineage: Eukaryota; Metazoa; Arthropoda; Arachnida; Scorpiones; Buthidae
Product: transmembrane protein 127-like
Exons: 4
Coding region: 185-979 (264 amino acids)
Biological process (GO): negative regulation of cell population proliferation; negative regulation of TOR signaling
Cellular component (GO): membrane
Source: RefSeq, a predicted model, not a curated record
CGAGCACUUUAAUUUAUUUUUUUUUUUUAGUUUUGUGUAUUCGAUUUACCGCGUACGUGAGAAGUGAGAAUAUGUUUAAAAGAAGUAAAUAAUUUAAAAUUAAGAUAUUUUGAACGUUUUAUUUCAUUAUUUCGCAUUCAUUUGUAUGUCUGAGGUGUUGUUCAGGAAUUAAUUAAUUUUUACAAUGUAUGCCAUUACACCAAGUCCAUUUUGGGUUGAAAGGAGGAUGCAGAUGAAAGAAAGAGAAAGGAACAUUCCAGCUGCGAUAUUAAGUAUAAUUGUGAUUGCAACAUUAUCUACAGCAUUAGCGCAACCUAAAUGGUUCUAUUUAAAAGGAGGAGGUUGCACACACGAAUAUAUAGGAGUUCAAGAAUUUUUUUAUAUGGGCUAUUUUGAAUCUGUGAAAUCUACAAAGAUGAAGGAUAGUGACAUGUAUUUUAUAUAUCAUGGCUAUAAUGAUGAAAUGAAAUAUUGUGUAACACCAGCCAUCGUAAAUGUGAUAAGAACUGUUAUAGCUCUUUGUUUUAUUGCAAUUUUGACUACCCUUGUCCAGUUCUUUUUUGAUACCAUAGGAGUUAGAAAUAAGUGGUUGAAAACAAUAAGAAGAAAUUCUCUCUUUAAUAUUCUAACUGUGUUGUUGUGUGUCAUCAUCAUUGGUUUGUGUUUCUACAUUUCGACCUUGAUGGAACAGCAACAGAAGUCAACAAAAAUCAACCCCACUACCAAAGUCGAGAUCAAAUUUGACGUGAGUUACUUCUUAGUAUCUGGAGCGGGAGCCAUGGCAAUACUUGCAGCCGCCGCAAACCUUCUCAGGCGGUAUCCCAUUAUAGAGAGCCAAAGCACCCAAGGGCUCCUUGACGAUGCAGACAACACUGAAACAUUUUCUAUCGAAUUUCCUCACAUGUCAUCAACGUGGCCUUACAGAAUCGAGAGUUCUCAGAUGCAAAAUUUAUCUGCUCCCCCACCUUAUUCUCCUUAGAAUUAAUUUUCUUUUUGUUUAAUACAAAAGUGCUUAAAUGAAGACAGUACUAGCAUAUCAGAAAAAAUGGUUGUAUAUUUCUUAGCAUUUUAGAAUUCUAUAUUUAUUUUAAACAGUCCAAGCCAAACUCAUUAAGAUUUUGUAAUAUUUGAAAUCUCAUCUUUAUUUAAUAUAUAUAUAAUGUAUAAAUAGCUACAUACUACAAAAAUCUUCAUUAUUCUUCUGUAUAAAUAUGUAUUUUGUACAUAACUAAAGGAAUAAUUUUACAGAGGCUCUCAGAUACUUUGAUAAUCUAUUAAUUACUUAAGUUAGAAAUCAAAAAUAAAAAAAAAGUCCUUUUUUUAUUUAUACUGUUGAGAGUAUUAUUCAAAAGUUUAUUCAAUAUUAUUGUUGUUAAAUAAUAUAUAACCUUGUAAAAAUUAUUUUGAAUAUCGAAAAAAAUUGUAUCUAAUCAAAAAGACGAAAGUUGUAUAUUACAAUUCGUAUAUUUUUAUAGUUAAUGGAAUUUAUUAUUUAAUUGAAACAAAUGCAAAUAUGCUUUAUAUUUAAGUAAUAUAAAUUGUAUAUAAAUGUAUGUAAGAUGAUAUUGUCAAGCCAAAGUGCCUUGAUGUGAAAUUAGAGAGAGAAAUAAUAAAUGUUUAUUAUAUAUAUAAAUUCAUAUUUUGCUCAUGUAAUUUGCUUAAUAAAAUUUAAUUUUGACAAAAAAUUCCCUAAAUAAUGAAUAAUCCAUAUCUUAUGCAUAAUUGAAGACCUUGAGGCAAGAACACAACUCUUCCAUAACCUUGAAAAAUUUGCUCUAAAAUUUCAAAAUUUGUUCCCUAUUUUAACUCAGAUUGCGGGCAAUUAAUAAUGAUGUAGGUUAAGAUAAAAUUUUGGGUGGUGUGAGAAUGGAAAUUUUAUCUGUUGAAUUUCUAGGAACAAAGGGCAAUGUUCAACAAAGAAACAGUUAUGUUCUUGCUGCAAGAUCAUCAGUUCUCCAGAAUAUACUGUAAAUUAGACCUGUAACUAUGGGGAGAUUAUGAAGUUUAUGCUUCUAACAC